AUGAGGCCUAGAGAUAUAUAUGAUAUGGGAGAAGUGAACCUUAUGGAAUCACAAGAGCCAAUAAUGGAAGACAUACCUUUUUGUGAGCAAAAUGUUGGGAAUAUUGAAGAACUACGUGCGAGACGAUGCAAUGAUAAUAGUUCAAAUUUACUUGUGAGAUUUCUCGGCGAACUUGCUAAAAAAUCAGCAUUUUGUCCUAUAUCUGUUGAAAGAUGGGAUGAAAUGUCAGAAAAGAAUAGUAAAGCAAUUUGGAACUGCAUCAAGGAUCAUUUGGUGUAUGAUUAUGCUGCUGGUAUCAAAUGGACAUGGGCAACCCUAGCAGAAAGAUGGAAGGAGCUACAAUUGAAUAGACCUGUAUGUCGUGUUGAGGUUAUAUUUUCAACUUUGCUUAAAAAGAAUGGAAACUAUGUGAAUGAGGAAGGAAAAUCCAUUGCAGAAAAGAUAUCAGAGAACUUGUCUCAAGAUCAAGAACGUGUUGCCACUGAAGGUGUUCCAUCAAAGAUUAAUGCAUAUCCAGAUGAUGUCAUUGGCAAAGUGUACGGAGCUGAACAUUCAGGUCGAGUGCGUGCUUUAGGUGUUGGUGUUUGUCCCACGAGUGUUUUCAAGACGCGCAAAUAUUUCACGCAAUUUGAGAGUGUUGGUAGCUCUAGCCAAAAAAAUGUUGAGGAGUUACAAAAGGAAGUGCACACUUUGAAAGAAAAGCUAAAUGGAUAUGAAGAGACUAAGGAGCAACUUUCACAAACACAAGAUCAACUUAAAGUUCUCCUUAAUUUUAUGCAAAGAAAAUUUGGUGAUGAGUUACCUACUUUCAACCAAGGUUUCCCUUCACCUUAG
Messenger RNA from Cicer arietinum (chickpea), 834 nucleotides. NCBI's taxonomy places the organism in Eukaryota, Viridiplantae, Streptophyta, Magnoliopsida, Fabales, Fabaceae. The record is from RefSeq and is a predicted model, not a curated record.